Molecule: messenger RNA, 4349 nt
Organism: Onychomys torridus (southern grasshopper mouse)
Lineage: Eukaryota; Metazoa; Chordata; Mammalia; Rodentia; Cricetidae
Gene: Grm3
Product: glutamate metabotropic receptor 3
Exons: 7
Coding region: 1209-3848 (879 amino acids)
Biological process (GO): regulation of synaptic transmission, glutamatergic; G protein-coupled glutamate receptor signaling pathway
Cellular component (GO): membrane
Molecular function (GO): group II metabotropic glutamate receptor activity
Source: RefSeq, a predicted model, not a curated record
UUGAACCGCGUGUGGGGCAGAGCUGCGUACCGGCCUCCCGGGUUGACUCGCUCACACCGCUCCCUCUUUCGCUGUCUCCUCCAAGUGUGGCCAACGCUUUACACAGGGACCGCAGGAGAGUUCUCACUAGGAAUGCCUGUGGGUUCCUGCCCACCCGCCUGCCAUCAGCCCUAGCAGAGCUUCAAAGUUGGAGCCACCUCCCUCUCUACCUCCCCACGCCCCUUCACGCCACUGCUCCGAAAUUCGCCGACCUUUGCAUGCAUUGCCUAAGGGCUGCAAACCUUGAAGCGGAGAAGCCAGCAACCCAGCCAGGCUUUCCGUAUUGUAACCCUCGGGUCUAGGUACAGUAGCUCACUGAAGACUGCAGAUACACCCCUAUAAACGGAGGGAAGAGGGGGGAGGGAAAGGAGAAAAAGAACGAGGAGAGGAUGUUAGAAGGUCCAUGCUUCUCUGCCUGAGUCCCAAUUAGACGCCACUGUUUCAGCCUGGCCAAGGUGAAGGAAAGUUGCUUCCGAACAUAGGAAGUGGGUUUGGCUGCAAAGAGGCGGAGGGCGCCUGGGCUCUGAAGCUCCCCUCCCUUCUGCUGAAGACCACUGGGUCCCCUUCUUGCCAACCUCCUCCCGCUCUUCUCCUCCAGCCCUCCCUUUUCCCACUCCUCCUUGACUCGGAGGCCUGGAUGCUGGGCCACCGGGCAGUGGUCCAGCGCGCAGUCGGGCGGGGGCGGGGGCAGGGGGCACUGUGACAGGAAGCUUCGCGCACAAGUUGGCCAUUUCAGGGGCAAAAUAAGUUCUCCCUUGGAUUUAGAAAGGACAAAGGCAGCAAGCUCCCUCUUUUGUGUCGGAUGAAGAGGACCAACCAUGAGCAGGAGCUUGGGUGCAGGCUCACCGCCUCUACCACCGCGGUCAGCUCCAGUUCUUGCCAGGAGUGGACCGUGCGAGCACAAAUUGCAAGGAUGAACCACCUAUAACUUGAGAAAAGUAGGAGUGAGCCAGAUCUGGAAAGGUCCCACCGGGCCCCAGGAACAUACCCCAGAAAGAGAUCACCAUUGAACAACAGUGGAAAAGCAAGGAAUUCGGUGAAGGGCUCUUUUAGCCCAAUCCUCCCUUAUUGAAGGACAGGCCAAAGAUCCCACUUGGAAAUGAGAGAAGACUAGCAGGCAACAUUGGCUCCACCCAGUGAUAUCUCCAAGAGAUACAGAAACAGGAUUCAUGAAGAUGUUGACAAGACUCCAAAUUCUUAUGUUAGCUUUGUUUUCAAAGGGGUUUUUCCUCUCUUUAGGGGAUCACAACUUUAUGAGGAGGGAAAUUAAGAUAGAAGGUGACCUUGUUUUAGGGGGCUUAUUUCCUAUUAAUGAAAAAGGCACUGGAACUGAAGAGUGUGGGCGAAUCAAUGAAGACCGAGGUAUUCAACGCCUGGAAGCCAUGUUGUUUGCUAUUGAUGAAAUCAACAAAGACAAUUACUUGCUACCUGGAGUGAAGCUGGGUGUUCACAUUUUGGAUACAUGUUCAAGGGAUACCUAUGCAUUAGAGCAAUCAUUGGAGUUUGUCAGGGCAUCUUUGACUAAAGUGGAUGAAGCUGAAUAUAUGUGUCCUGAUGGAUCAUAUGCUAUUCAAGAGAACAUCCCAUUGCUUAUUGCAGGAGUCAUUGGUGGCUCAUACAGCAGUGUUUCCAUACAGGUGGCAAACCUGCUGAGGCUCUUCCAGAUCCCUCAGAUAAGCUAUGCCUCCACCAGCGCCAAACUCAGCGACAAGUCGCGCUAUGAUUACUUUGCCAGGACCGUGCCCCCUGACUUCUACCAGGCAAAAGCCAUGGCCGAGAUCUUGCGCUUCUUCAACUGGACCUAUGUGUCCACUGUUGCCUCUGAGGGUGACUACGGGGAGACAGGGAUUGAGGCCUUCGAGCAGGAAGCCCGGCUACGCAACAUCUGCAUCGCCACUGCGGAAAAGGUGGGCCGGUCCAAUAUCCGCAAGUCCUACGACAGUGUGAUCCGUGAGCUGCUGCAGAAGCCCAAUGCGCGGGUAGUGGUCCUAUUCAUGCGCAGUGAUGACUCACGAGAGCUGAUCGCUGCAGCCAGCCGCGUGAAUGCCUCCUUCACCUGGGUAGCCAGCGAUGGCUGGGGCGCACAGGAGAGCAUCGUCAAGGGCAAUGAGCACGUAGCCUAUGGCGCCAUCACCCUGGAGCUGGCAUCCCAUCCUGUUCGUCAGUUCGAUCGCUACUUCCAGAGCCUCAACCCCUACAACAAUCACCGCAACCCCUGGUUCCGAGACUUCUGGGAGCAGAAGUUCCAGUGCAGCCUCCAGAACAAGAGAAACCACAGACAGGUUUGUGACAAGCACCUGGCCAUUGACAGCAGCAAUUAUGAGCAAGAAUCCAAGAUCAUGUUUGUGGUGAACGCAGUGUAUGCCAUGGCACAUGCGCUGCACAAAAUGCAGCGCAACCUGUGUCCUAAUACCACCAAGCUCUGUGACGCAAUGAAGAUCCUGGACGGAAAGAAAUUGUACAAGGAUUAUUUGCUGAAAAUCAACUUCACGGCUCCAUUCAACCCAAAUAAAGGAGCAGACAGCAUUGUGAAGUUUGACACUUUUGGAGAUGGGAUGGGAAGAUACAACGUGUUCAACUUCCAGCACAUAGGUGGGAAGUAUUCCUACUUGAAGGUUGGCCACUGGGCAGAAACUUUAUCUCUAGACGUGGACUCUAUCCACUGGUCCCGGAACUCAGUCCCUACUUCCCAGUGCAGUGAUCCUUGUGCCCCCAAUGAGAUGAAGAAUAUGCAGCCAGGGGAUGUCUGCUGCUGGAUCUGCAUCCCCUGUGAGCCCUACGAAUACUUGGUUGAUGAAUUCACCUGUAUGGAUUGUGGGCCUGGCCAGUGGCCCACUGCUGACCUAUCUGGAUGCUACAAUCUUCCAGAGGAUUACAUCAAAUGGGAAGAUGCCUGGGCAAUAGGCCCAGUCACCAUUGCCUGUCUGGGUUUUAUGUGUACGUGCAUAGUUAUAACUGUCUUUAUCAAGCACAACAACACACCCUUGGUCAAAGCAUCAGGCCGAGAACUCUGCUACAUCUUGUUGUUUGGAGUUAGCCUGUCCUAUGGCAUGACAUUCUUCUUCAUUGCUAAGCCAUCACCUGUCAUCUGUGCAUUGCGCCGGCUUGGACUUGGGACUUCCUUUGCCAUCUGUUAUUCAGCUCUGCUGACCAAGACAAACUGCAUUGCUCGCAUCUUUGAUGGUGUCAAGAAUGGCGCUCAGAGGCCAAAAUUCAUCAGCCCCAGUUCUCAGGUGUUUAUCUGCCUGGGUUUGAUACUGGUCCAAAUUGUGAUGGUGUCCGUGUGGCUUAUCCUGGAGGCUCCAGGCACCAGAAGAUAUACCCUUCCAGAGAAGCGGGAAACAGUCAUCCUAAAAUGCAAUGUCAAAGAUUCCAGCAUGUUGAUCUCUCUGGCCUAUGAUGUGGUUCUGGUGAUUCUAUGCACUGUGUAUGCCUUCAAAACAAGGAAGUGUCCUGAGAACUUCAAUGAAGCUAAGUUCAUAGGCUUCACCAUGUAUACUACCUGCAUCAUCUGGUUGGCGUUCCUCCCUAUAUUUUAUGUGACAUCAAGUGACUACAGAGUGCAGACGACGACAAUGUGCAUCUCCGUUAGCUUGAGUGGUUUUGUGGUCUUGGGCUGUUUGUUUGCCCCCAAGGUACACAUUGUCCUGUUCCAACCCCAGAAGAAUGUGGUCACACACAGACUGCACCUCAACAGGUUCAGUGUCAGCGGAACUGCCACCACAUACUCUCAGUCCUCUGCAAGCACAUAUGUCCCGACGGUGUGCAACGGGAGGGAAGUUCUCGACUCCACCACCUCAUCUCUGUGAUUGCGAUAUGCAGUUCAGUUCUCAUGUUCUUAGGCUGUUAGACAAAGUGCUCACAUGCUGCUCCAGAACACGGAAACAGAACAAAAGGACAACCCUAGUACCUUUUUUUUAGAAACAGUACAAUAAAUUAUUUUUGAGGACUGUUCAGUAUAUAGUGAUGUGAUAAAACUUUUUAGGCUGAUUUUAGUGCCCCAAUAACACCCCUCCCCAAACAUGGAAAUAACCAUUGUUUACAGAGCUGAGUAUUGGUGACAGGGUCCGACAGGGUCAGUCUACUAAAACAAAACAAACAAAUAAAAAUCCCUAUACAGUGGCAAUAUUAGGUAACCUUUUUCCUAUGAAGUCUUUUGUAGGUUCUUGUUGUAACUAACUUAGGGUGAGUUUCUACGUUGUAUAUUAAAGUUACAUUAUGUGUAACAGAUUGUUUUUCUCAGUACAAAAUAAAAGGUAUCUGUAUUAAUGUAAAGAUAACCAGAAUAAAACCUUCGAGGUUUUCAAGCA